Molecule: messenger RNA, 2013 nt
Organism: Pipistrellus nathusii (Nathusius's pipistrelle)
Lineage: Eukaryota; Metazoa; Chordata; Mammalia; Chiroptera; Vespertilionidae
Source: the annotation of a GenBank genome assembly
AUGGCUGACGAGCUGCUGGCGGGGCUGGGGCUGCGGCCCGAGGCGCCGGCGCCGGGGCCCGGGAGCGCGGGCGGCGCGGCCGGGGAGGCGGCCCCGGAGGAAGGUUCGCCCCCAGACGGCGAUGCGAGCAGCGACUGCAACCGGCAGGACAGCCCGGGGUCCCGGUUACCCCGCUUCGUGCUGCAGGGGGAGACCUGCUUCCCGGAACUGUUCCAGACGGGCCACCUCCCGCCCUACGAGCGCUUCCGGGCCUACCAGGACUAUAUCCUCGCCGACUGCAAGGCCUCGGAGGUGCGGGAGUUCACGGCCGAGUUCCUGGAGAAGGUGCUGGAACCGUCGGGGUGGCGGGCGGUCUGGCACACCAGCGUGUUCGAGGUGCUGGUGGAGGUCACGGACGUGGACUGCGCGGCCCUGGAGGCCGCCGUGCGGCUGGCGGAGCCCUGCCUGUGCGAGGCGCGCACAGGCACCUUCACGGCCGAGUGCGUGCGGGAGCUCCUGGAGCUGAAGGGCUGGCGGCUGCCCCUGCGGGAGCUGUGGGUGGUGUUCGACGGCUCCGGGGUCCUGGACCAGACGGCGCUGGCCGUGGAGCACGUCAGGUUUUUCUACCAGCACAUCUGGAGGAGCUGGGACGAGGAGGAGGAGGACGAGUACGACUACUUUGUCCGCUGCGUGGAGCCUCGGCUCAGACUGCACUAUGACAUCCUGGAGGGCCGCGUGCCCUCGGGCCUGGUGGCCGACUACCGCGGCCUGCUGGCGCGCGGCGAGGGCGUCUACCGCAGCUUCCUGGACCUGCGGAGCAGCCUGUCGGCCUGCGGCGCGGACUCGGAGCAGGAGAACGUCUCCAUGGUGCAGGGCCUGGAGCUGUACUCGGAGCUGGAGCAGCUCAAGCAGAAGCUGAAGCUGAUCGAGAACCCGCUGCUGAGGUACGUGUUCGGUUACCAGAAGAAUUCUAACGUCCAAGCAAAGGGCGCCCGGCCGCGUGGCCAGAGGGUCACCCACGUGGUGUCCUCCACCAUGGUGACGGGGCUGCUGCAGGCCCUGCUCAGGGACCGGCUGUGCCAGGAGCCGGGCGCGGAGGACACGGAGGUCCAGUUCCACAGGGACCCGCUGGGGGCCAUCGGCGCCUGCUACGAGGGUGACAGGGUGAUCGUCUGUCCCGGCCGCUACGUGGUGCAGGGCGCCAUCUCCAUCGCGGACUCCAUCGAGCUGGAAGGGUACGGGCUGCCCGACGACAUCGUCAUAGAGAAGCGGGGCGAGGGCGACACCUUCGUGGACUGCUCGGGCGCCGACGUGAGGAUCUCCUGCCUGAAGUUCGUCCAGCACGACGCCGUGGAGGGCAUCCUGGUCGUCCACCGCGGCAGGACCACCGUGGAGAACUGCGUGCUGCAGUGCGAGACCACCGGCGUGACGGUGCGCACCUCCGCGGAGCUGGUCAUGCGGGCCUCGGACCUGUGCGGCGCCAAGGGGGCCGGCGUGGAGAUCUACCCCGGCAGCACGUGUUCCCUGAGCGACAGCGGGAUCCACCACUGCCGGGAGGGCAUCCUCAUCAAGGACUUCCUGGAUGAGCACUACGACCUCCCCAAGAUCUCCCUGGUGAACAACAUCAUCCACAACAACGAGGGCUACGGCGUCGUCCUGGUGAAGCCGAGGAUCUUCUCCGACCUGCAGGAGGACGCCCAGGGCGGAGCCGACGAAAACAAGGCACCAAGAGCUUUGCCGCAGGGGGCGGACCCCGAGGGCGCGGACCCCGAGGAGCUGCUGAGGGGCCUGGCCCGGAAGGGGGCGCUGCACCCCAGGCCCGGGCCCCCCGGGCACCCGGAAGGCAACUGCGAGAUCGUCAGCGAGCUGAUGGCCGCCUCCGCGCAGAAGGGGCGGCUGAGGAGGAAGCGGCUGAGCGAGCUGGGCAUCACGCAGGCGGACGACACGCUCAUGGCCCAGGGCAUGUUCGUGGCCAUCGCCGAGAACCAGUUCAAGUGGAACGGCAAGGGCAGCUUCGGCACGUUUCUCUUCUGA